AUUUAUGACUGCUUAUUAUGGAGAAAUCAUUCAGCAAGAACAAUUGUGGCUCAAAGGGGAUUCGUAUUUUAAGUUUGGAAGCCUUUUCUCCUGUACCUGGCAAGGCAAAAAGAAAAGAGAGCAGCAGCGAUGGCGUGAGAGCAGCAGACAAAGUGAAGAAACAGGUGUCCAAUGCUGGAGAAGACAGGGCGAUGCUGUUGGGGUUCACUAUGAUGGGGCUUUCUGUCCUCAUGUUCUUUUUGCUUGGGAUAGCAAUUUUGAAACCAUUCAUGCUCAGCGUAUGGAAUGAGGAAGCAAACUGCACAAUUAUCCAGACUGAUAUUAUGAAUGACUGGAUAGACUGUUCAUUCACAUGCGGUGUUGAUUGCCACGGACAAUCCAAGUAUCCCUGUCUUCAAAUACUGGUGAACGUGUCUGGUUCCGACUAUGUGGCUGCCCUGCAUUACAAUGAGGAAGCUGUCCAGAUAAACCCCAAAUGCUUUUAUGUCCCUAAGUGCCAACGAGACAAGAACGAUUUGCUGGAUGGGGUGCUUGAUGUGAAACAAUAUUUUGAGCACAAGAAUGACACUCCUUUUGCGUGUUUCCAUCAACCUGACAGCAAACCAGAAGACGUCAUAUUGAUUAAAAAGUACGACCGGAGCGUGGUCUUUCACUGCUUGUUUUGGCCAACAUUAAUGCUUAUUGGAGGAGCUUCCAUUGUUGGAAUGGUUAAGUUAACACAACAUUUAUCCUUAAUGUGUAUGCUGUAUUGCAAUUCACCAAGAGAAGAACCUGGCAGCAUGACACCACGGGCAGACUCUCAGCAGAGCAGAACCAGAAAAGAUGAAAAAACAUUAAGGUGGAGAUCCAAUUCCCGUACUACAAACACAAUUUAA
Bufo gargarizans (Asiatic toad) is the source of this 875-nucleotide messenger RNA. RefSeq names its product potassium calcium-activated channel subfamily M regulatory beta subunit 3 (gene KCNMB3). Gene Ontology annotation, cellular component: voltage-gated potassium channel complex; membrane. NCBI's taxonomy places the organism in Eukaryota, Metazoa, Chordata, Amphibia, Anura, Bufonidae. Gene Ontology annotation, molecular function: calcium-activated potassium channel activity; potassium channel regulator activity. Gene Ontology annotation, biological process: detection of calcium ion; potassium ion transport. The transcript is spliced from 4 exons. Bases 18 to 875 code for a protein of 285 amino acids. The record is from RefSeq and is a predicted model, not a curated record.